Molecule: messenger RNA, 4968 nt
Organism: Cydia amplana
Lineage: Eukaryota; Metazoa; Arthropoda; Insecta; Lepidoptera; Tortricidae
Exons: 7
Coding region: 123-4877 (1584 amino acids)
Biological process (GO): endoplasmic reticulum to Golgi vesicle-mediated transport; mitotic spindle assembly checkpoint signaling
Cellular component (GO): RZZ complex
Source: RefSeq, a predicted model, not a curated record
ACGAACAGUCACCACGUCACAAAUGUCAAAGCACAUUCGAAUUUCAAAAAUCAAAACACUUAACCGAAGUUUGUCGAUACAAAAGAAAAGAACUACUGUGUUUCGAGAUUAACUUAAACAAAAUGAGUUUAGUAAGUGCUGUGUUACAAGAAGUUGAUUCUACUAAAAUGAAGGAUUUUAAGAAAUAUAGCGACGAAUUAACGCCGAGGCUCAAAGACCUCAUCGAACGUGUUGAAAUAUUAUCAUGGACAUUGCAGCAACAUUUCAUCGACUCUUACCUCAACUACACUACAACGAAAAGCCUGGAGCAAUUGAAUUAUAAUAACAGAAAGGGAAACAUCGUCAAUGACUACGCCACCAUCACUGAAGAGUUAAAAUCUUUGCGUGAAAAGUUCCACAUUACUGACGAAGAGUUUAAUGAACGUUGUGAAAAAUUGGACAAAUCUAUGGGCGUUUUGAAUGAAUUUUGUGUCGCAGCUGAAGGUAAGCGGGUCUUACAGGUUGCCAACCAUGAAUUUAGGAGGUACAAUUACUGUGAAGCUAUGUUAGCUAUUAAAAAGCUUCAAGAUCAGAUCCGGCUGUUAAAUUUUAAAGGUGAUGCGGCUAAGGCUCUGCUAAACUUGAUAGCGCAGGCUGAAAAUCAAUUGUCAUUGUAUACUGCUCAGUUGAGUGUGGAGUGGGAAGAUCUGUUCUCAUGGUUAGAGGUCUCAAGUCUCAAUUUCCUCACUUACUCAUUGUCUGUGCAACAGAGUGACCCUAUUAUGCUACAGAAAGUUCUCAGAACUUUAUAUGUAACUAAAAGAUUAAAUGCCGAGUUAGAUCAGUUUUCCCAUUUCUUCAUAGAUCAGUUGUUACACAGUGUAAUAAGACAUAACUGUGAGAUAUUUACUGAAGACCACAUAGGUGCCGUUUUCUUCAAUAUUAAAAUAGAUUUGGCUAACAAGGCUAAACCUAACUAUCAGACAAUAUUCAUUAACCUAACAGCCAUCUUUGAGUUCCUGCAGUCUACUCUGGGCUCUCAGUUGGAAGGCGACCAAAACUUCAUCGAAAUAUUUGCUAAUUCCAUUAGACAAAAAUUCUUUAGUAAAAUAAUUGAUGAUUGCAUCAGGAACAACUUGCCAUCCUGUAACAGUACUUACAAGAACUACACCAACCUUGUAGUGGAGUUGGAUGCCUUCAACAAGUUCUUAAUAGAGUCUAGAUUUGUAGAAGCGUCAAAAUCCCCGCUGAACAAGUAUAUAGAUGAUACAGAAUGUGUCCUCUACAACAAGAAGUGUGACAAGCUACUGAAUGAUGUCCGGGGUUUGUUAAGCCAAAGCCUGUCAUACGGAACUGAGGUGGUGGGGACAGAAGUAGUAAAUGAAAAUGAAUCCAUAUUGGAAGUAACGGAAAAGACUGAGAACACAUGGGAUUUGAAUAAGCCAGUGUUCUUACCUAAAUGUGUAAUAUCACAAAAUGUGAAAAGGAUUUUGAGGAUGAUUUUAGAGCAUUUGGAGGAGAGUAUUAAGUUGCCAGAGAAAUAUAGCACUCAGCUGGUCUCAUACAUCAAGGAUAUAACAGGGAUGUAUCAAAGCAUUGUGCCUAAGAAGUUUAAGAUUAAUUUGGAGUGCUGCCCUUUGGACAUAGCUCUAUUCUUCAACAACUGCUUCUACCUGGCUCACGGGCUGCUAGGCCCCCCGUGGCGCACCAGCCUGCCCGGCCCGCUGGCCGACCACUUAACCACAACCAUGCUGGUCUGCAUCCAGGACCUGAGGGUGCUCGGCAUGGAGAAGAUAUCCCUGUAUCUGCAGAAACAGAAGAAUGUGAUCACUCAGAGCAUUGAGCCUAGUGAACCCUCACCCUGGUCCAAAACCAGCUACGAGCAGUUCGACACAGCAGUCAACAACGCCAUAAUCCUGAUGAAGGAUCUCAAAUGCAGCUGGCACCACAUCCUGCCCACUCGCAUGUACGAGUUGGCCAUGUGCACUCUAGCACAGGCGUUCUGCCAGUCCGUUCUGCAGAGGAUCUUCGCUGACAGCAGGCCUGUUCAGGAGGACUUAGUUUAUAUGCUGGCGGUGAGGCUGCAGGACUCGGUUGAAGAUAUCACUACACUUUUUGAGGAGCCGAUAGAACUUGACAAGAAAAUCAACGUUUGGUCGAAGUUCACCAAAAUGCCUCAACUCCUCAAAGCGCAGCUACUGGAGACCGCAGACGGGUGGAAGAACAACAGAGAGCUCGCGCAGAGCUACUCCUGCGAGGAGGUCCGCCAGAUUGUCAAGAUGAGGUUCCCCGACAACAAGUAUAGGCUCAACAUGCUGAAGGAGAUACAAUUAGCCCUAGCUGCAUCGCGCUUGUGGCAGAGAAAGUUCACGUCCCGAAACUCAGCCACCCAUCACCGACGCUAUAUAAGUGAGUGGCGCUUCCUCGCGCCCAUCAUUACGUAUCGUGCAACACUGCGACCGGCCGGGUGCUGCACAAUGCAACACUUAUCGACGGCAUUCCUGAUCAUAGCGUUAGUGAUCGUCGUCAAUCAAGGUGGCGCGACGGCACAAGACGAUGACAUCAUCACGGCAGACCAGAUCGCCGACGAGGCCAAGAACCGAGCGGUCACUAUAAUCGACGGCCCCAAGUACGUAGAACCCCUCAAACAACCAAUCAAACAACCGGCUAACCAGACGCAGCUCGAGCAGCGGCCGCCUAGCAAACCGCCUCAUCCGGCACCGGAUAAAAAUAAACAAAACUUCCUGGAACCGCCGCUGCGUGGAUCAUUCCAUCCCAUCCGGCCAAACGCUCCGCCCUCGCGACAUGUCUACCCAAAACCCUUGAACAUCAGACACACCAACUCCUUGUACAGAGUCAUUCCUCUCCACAGAAACUACCACUAUCCCAAGCAUUCCACUCGCCAACCUCUCGUUUUCGCCGCCUCCACCGGCAGACCCGUUCGCGUUCCGCUACAACCUCCCAAGUUCAGUGUACCUAUCGAAACCAUCAACGGCAUACGCGCCGACGAAGUCAGACCACCGAAGGGCUACGAGCGAAACACCACGACAUCUACCACCACAACCACGACCACAACGACCACCCAGAAACCUUUGAGAAACAAAAGAAUCUGGCCCAAAAACUACGAGAAAAAGAUCUACAUCCACACCAAACCAACAGGCAUUGCAGGCAACUUCACAGCAAAAAAGGAGAAUUUGAACAGCACAAGCACUAACAGCACAGACCUAGAGAUUGCAUCCGCGACUCACUACCGCUUUCGAUACAUCACCACAAACAGAACGGCACAUUCGACGACGACGAGCGCCCCGCUCACAAUCACGCGCGGCUACCGCCGGUUCACCAGGGUGCCCAACCAUCACACUACCACCACCGCUGCCUACGACACUAACCACACCAGAAUCGAACCUAACGAUUGGGUGCCCAUUAUACCUUCGCAUUACCCUAACAACAGACCCAAACACCCUAAUACCAAUAAGCGCCGGCCCACGCCAAGAUUGAUAUCCUUCAGACGAUCCGAUACCGGCGACGUCGAAUUCACAAGUCCCGAAGAAAACCCCGAUAUCAAUGAGAUCAGACCUGAUGAGACCAAUAAGCGCACAGUUUACCUUCAACCCUUCGGGCUUGUUCCGGUACCGGCGCAGGGUCACGGACUGGUUAACGGGAGGAAAAAGAUGGUAUUUUUCCGCAAGCGGAAGCGGCCACUGAACAUGCAAUUCUUUCCUGGUUACAGCCCCAAGCCCGGCGUGCAGCCGCACGCCUCGUACGCUCUGGGGGACCUCCACCCUGACGCCAGCCACCAGCCGCGCGUCAUCACGAGGAUCAAGCACCACCAUCACCAUCACCACCACAGAUACAUCAAAACCGUCGAAAAACCCAUCAAGGUCCCGUAUAAAGUCGAAGUGCCCAAACCUUACCCAGUCACAGUAGAGAAGAAAGUGCCCGUAGCCGUAGAAAAGAUCAAAAUCGUGGAGAAGCCCGUGCCGUAUCCGGUGCAAGUGGAGAAGAGAGUCCCGUACCCGGUUCAAGUGCAAGUGCCCCAUCCGGUUCCAUACAAAGUGAUCGAAAAGGAGUACGUUCCGAAACCGUAUCCGGUAUAUCAUCAAGUGAUAAAACAAGUGGAAGUAAAGGUCCCACAACCCGUACCCGGACCGGUAGUAGAAAAAAGGGUGCCCUACGCAGUACAGGUACCGGUGCCAGUCUACCAUCCCUACCCGGUAAACGUGACUGUCGAAAAGAGAGUGCCGUACCCAGUGGCGGUGAGAGUGCUCGUGCCUCAACCGUACCCCGUCGAAACCCGAGUACCCUACCCAGUGGAAGUAAAAGUGAGGGAACCAGUUGAGGUAGUGAAGCACGUGCCGGUCAAAGUGCCGGUCCCGCAACCAUACCCGGUUAAAGUGCCGGUCGCCGUGCCGGUGGAGAAGAGAGUUCCUUAUCCCGUGGAAGUCGAAAAAAAGGUGCCGGUACCUUAUAAAGUUAUAGUGCCUCAGAAGGUCGAAGUGGAGAAAAAGGUGCCCGUGUACGUGCCGCGGCCUUACCCGGUGAAUAAUAAACCGUCGUAUCCGGUCGAUGUGCCGGUGUAUAAUCAGAACCAGCCUACGUACAUAAGCCAGCUGAGCGAGCCGUUCCAUUACAGCUACGUGUCUGACGUCGGGUCGUACACAUCGUACAGCCCGUCGAUGGCGGGCAACGACGUGACGAGCACGCCGCACCACACGGUGACGGUCCACGGGAACACCGGGUUCGCAGGAUUCCAGUCGCGUUCAGACAAGACUGAAACGACGUCAGCAGAGAGUUCAGAGUCCACGGAGACCACCGGCGUUACCACCAUGACGACGAAACAAGCAGACGUGACGAGUGUUACAAGUGCAACUACCCAGGCCACGAUGCAAGCUCGUUAAACCGAUUUGUAGUCAUUUUAAUGUAUCGAAUGGACUCUUUUUAUUAAUUUAUUAUUUGAAAACGUCCAUGAAAAUUACGAAUUCUAUUUGU